This is a messenger RNA of Clonostachys rhizophaga, 552 nucleotides long. The record is from the annotation of a GenBank genome assembly. NCBI's taxonomy places the organism in Eukaryota, Fungi, Ascomycota, Sordariomycetes, Hypocreales, Bionectriaceae.
AUGGUAGAAUUUUGCCUUUGCCUAGUUCUUCUUCUCGUUCUUCCUCGCUUCGGACUCCGAAACUUAGAGACUCGCAUCAACGUCGCUCUUGGAGAACUAUUCCUAACUAUCACAUGGCGCAGGCUCGCCAUACAAGUCUCUCUUCUCCGGCUUGUCGUCAAAUUCACCAUCGAAGAUACCAUGAUCAUUAAGCUAUCGAUGAAUAAGGCAGCUCUUGAACGCCCUCUGACCGACGUCUUCGUGGGGCACAGGGGAUCUGGUCACAGUGGCGUCGUGAUCAAUGUCCCGAACUUGCUCCUCUACCACUUCAAACUCGCGGCACCGAUGAAGACGCCGUUCAAAAGAUCUCUUCCGGCUACUCCUGUUCUCGCCACGGUAUCCAGUCUAUAUGCCAUCCUUUGGCAUGCGGCCUGGAGAGUUAAUCUCGACGUUGGAGCAAGUAUGAGGGACGGCAUGACUGGGGUCAUACGUACCCAUGUAGAGUUCAGGGGUGGUUUUGUUGUCUACGGGGUGGACGUUGCGCUUGCACUGAGCGUCGGCCUCAGAACCUAG